Messenger RNA from Hibiscus syriacus, 1599 nucleotides. RefSeq lists its product as uncharacterized. The coding region runs from base 1 to 1599 and encodes 532 amino acids. The transcript has 4 exons. The record is from RefSeq and is a predicted model, not a curated record. NCBI's taxonomy places the organism in Eukaryota, Viridiplantae, Streptophyta, Magnoliopsida, Malvales, Malvaceae.
AUGAAGAAGAAGAAGAGACAAAAUCUCUCGAAUCAGCUGAAACUUUGUUCUAUUGAAAAGGAAAUUCAGUUGCAAAACGAUCUUAAAUCUCUCGAAUCAGCUGAAACUCUGUUCUUAAAGCAAAAAUCAAAGAUACAAUGGCUUAAAGAGGGCGAUAAAUGUUCCAAAUUAUUCCAUUAUGCUCUUGCUCUAAAGCAUAAAAGGGAUACCAUUCGAAUCCUUGUUGAUGACCAUGGUAACAGGCUGGAAUCUUUUGAUUCUAUGUCAGCAGAAGUGAUUAAUUUUUUUACUAACUUGAUUGGCACUAUUGACUAUGAGGUGAAAGCUAUUGAACCUUUCUUGUUGAAAGACAUUCUGCAGUCCGCUAUUACUGAGGACAAUGCUCAUGAUCUUAUUAAGGAAAUCACUAAUGAGGAAAUUAAGACUGCAUUCUUUUGUCAAGGAAAUGACAAGUCUCCUGGGCCAGAUGGCUACACUCCUUUCUUUUUCAAAAAAGCUUGGCACAUCAUAAGAGAAGAUGUCACUGCUGCUGUUAAGUACUUCUUUAUUGAGUCUUCUCUUCUCCCAGCUUUUAAUGCUACAAUCGUAACAUUGGUUCAUAAAAUCCCUAACCCAAGCAAAGUUAAGGAUUUUAGACUAAUUUCAUGUUGUUCAGUUUUUUACAAGGCUAUAUAUAAAAUUCUGGUUAGCAGACUACAAAAACUCAUUCCUGAUUUAGUCUCCCUAAACCAAACUGCUUUUGUAAAAGGAAGAAACAUUGUGGAUAAUACUCUUCUUACUCAAGAAUUGGUCAGAGGUUACAAUAGAAAAAAUAUAUCUCCUCGAUGCUCCCUUAAGAUCGAUCUCCAUAAAGCCUUUGAUACUCUUCACUGGGAUUUCAUCUCUGUCAUUCUUAAAGCUAUUGGUCUGCCUCCAAUCUUCAUCAAAUGGAUUGAAAUUUGCUUAUCUACACCAAGGUAUUUCAUAGCCUUCAAUAGGACCUUAAUUGGUUUUUUUAAAGGAGCCAAAGGAAUUAGACAAGGAGAUCCCCUUUCUUCUUUGCUAUUUGUUCUCUCAAUGAAUGUCCUCUCUAGACUUCUUAAUCUAGCAGCUGCAAGAGGUGUUUUCGGGUACCAUCCAAAAUUCAAAAGAAUAGGCCUCACUCACCUCUCCUUUGCUGAUGACCUCUUAAUUUUCUGUAAAGGUUCGAUUGAUUCUGUCAUUGGGGUCACUAGUGUCUUAGAUCUUUUUUAUGAGAUAUUUGGCCUAAAGCUUAAUGCCUCAAAAUGUGACUUUUAUGCUGCUGGUUUACACUCUACAUAUAACAUCCCAAACUAUGGUUUACCUGUGCGUUAUUUAGGUAUCUCAUUGGUCUCUAGAAAAAUCUCGGAUAAGGACUGCACUUCUCUUAUUGAAAAUAUUAGAGCAAGACUUAAUCACUGGACUACUAAAACUUUAAGCUAUGCUGUUUUAAGCAAACUCGAGCAGUUCUAUUCGCGAUUCUUCUGGAAAGGGGCUGAUAAAUCAGCAACCGGAGCAAGGCUGGAGUCUAAGGCGUAUCUUCAAGCUUUGAGCUAUGGCUUAUCCCAUCCUUACUGCUGGAACGGAGAAAAUUACUGA